Molecule: messenger RNA, 2658 nt
Organism: Penaeus vannamei (Pacific white shrimp)
Lineage: Eukaryota; Metazoa; Arthropoda; Malacostraca; Decapoda; Penaeidae
Source: RefSeq, a predicted model, not a curated record
UCCGCCUCGACGAAGCUUUGGCCCUCGAGACGAAGCUCCAGGAGCGAGCCACGUCCCGCCUCGGGGAGAUGGCCGGUUCCUCCCUCGCCGCCUGUGACGUGGACGGCGACGGGCGGGACGAGGUGGCGGUGGCAGCUCCCUUCGGCCGAGUCCCAGACGCCUUCGGGAGCUACAAGGAAGUGGGCAGGGUCACCGUCCUUGGAGCGAAGGGCUACAACGUCACCCUCCACGGCCACUCUGCCUUCGGGCGAUUCGGCAGCAGUGUGGUCUGUCUCGGCGAUGUCAACAACGACUCUUUCAGCGACCUGGCCGUCGGCGCGUCCGAACACCCUGGUGGCGGCGCAGUCUUCGUCUUCCUUGGCUCGUCCGAAGGCCUUGUUCCGACUCCAUCUCAGGCAAGAAGCAUCCUUCUCGCCCCUCCGAAUGUCACUGGCUUCGGCUUCAGCUUAGCCGGCGGUCGGGACAUCGACGGGAAACGGGUAUCCGGACGUGGUGGUCGGAGCGCUGUGUCCGAUUCCGCUGUCACGUUUAGAGCCGCCCCGGUGCCGAAACUGGCGUCUCGACCUUCCGCUUCGACCCGCCCGCCGUCGACCUCCGCCAGAAGGACUUGCGACCUCCUCGGCGGGAGAUUGAACUGCUUCCGCCUCCUGCUGGAGGUUCGCGACGAAGGAGGACAUCAUCGGGAGAGCCCCUUGAAGUUACGUGUGAAGGUCAAUCUUGAUUCGGGAAGAAGAAGAAAAAGGAUUCACUUUUAUGACAAUACUUCCUCAGUUGAUAUGUCUCUCGACAUCUCUGGAAAUCUAAGUAAAGUGUUUGAUGUAUAUGCUGAGGACUUGGCAAACGAGACGGAUGCCAUACCAGGACCCAUCGCUACAGUGAACGUAUCUCUGGAACCUCACAGAUCCGUAUCAAAAGAAGGUUUAUUGCCCGUAAUUGGAAAGCCUAUUAUAAACACCACUUCGCUGAUUCUCCAGUGUGGAAAUGAUACGAAUAACUGCGUGGCUGUUACUGAUAUGGCGUUCUUCGCUGAGGAGAGAGAAAUCAACUUCACAGUCGGAGAGAGGUAUGCCAGCGUCGAAUUCAACGUGACAGUGACCGGAGGAAAUGCCUACGAUCCUUACAUCAGCGUCAUGGACACAGUGGGUCUCACAGCGCAGAUGGGGAGGUCCUCCAACUCGCCGAUUUCUCUGGACUGCUUCAGGAGGCGCCGCUGCAAGUUCACCACCAUGAAGAUAAGGCCGGGGACGGAGAUGAUUAUGAUGCUCAGGUUCGAACAGGACGUGAAAGCCCUCCUGGAUUUCAUGAACCAGACUUCAGUUGUGCCUCCUAGCAUCAACCUAGAUAUGGCAGGCAUGUGUGUGAACGAUAAGAAUGCUUCCAAUGAUUUUUUGACCUUCAAGAUGUUCCCGAAGCUUCGUCCCGUUCUCUCUCUUGUGGGAGAGAAUGAAGAUGAAUCCAUAAGCAUCACUUUCGCGGACGGAAAAGGAGCGGCCAGGGUGGAGAAGAAUGAUAUCAGUUUUGAUGAUGAGAACUUCACUGUGACUCACAAUUACACACUGAGGAAUGUCGGUCUGUUUCCGAUCCAGAAAAUUGCUGUUACCUGCUCAGGCAAGAUCACUGGAAUAGAGAACGAGACUCUGACAGAGUAUUUGCUCUCCUUCGACCCUCCGCCUGAAGAAUCUGGGACUUGUGAAGCGCCAUGCAUUUCUGAAGUAUACAAUUUGGCCGCUGAAAAGAUGGUGAAGAUUGUCUUGAUAUUUGCGAACAAGGAAUUGAACCAACAGCAUCUCGGACAGCAUAGCAUAAACUUGACCUCCACCUGCCGAGCCAAGGUCAUCUCUCCCUCUGGCGCCACCGUAGUAAGCGAGGUCAGCGACGUAGACCAGACUGUGACCCUGACGACGUAUGUGAUCUUCAUUGUGAGCGAGGGCAAGGCAGGACCGGAUUCCUGGGUCAUCGCUUUAGCCAUGUUGGGAGGAUGUUUUCUCCUGGCGUUGCUGGUGCUGGCGUUGUACAAGCUGGGGUUCUUCAAGCGCAAGUUGCCGCCAGCGCCACCCCAGGGAUCCCCCGGCCCCCCAACACCAGCGACCGAGAGCGAAGUAGAGGAAAUAUCAUAGAGAAUCAAGAACAAAAACUCUCCUUACUGUAGGCCUACACACGGAUGUCUACUUACUAUAGGCCUACACACGGAUGUCUACUUACUAUAGGCCUACACACGGAUGUCUACUUACUGUAGGCCUACACACGGAUGUCUAACAGAGGAUUUUGUCCUCUCAACUGCACAUGGAUGUCUAACAGUUGUCUCUGUUCCUUUAGACUCUUCAGACAUUCCCCGCAAAUGUCUGACAGUUCUCUUUCUUUCUUUUUUUUUCUCUGAUUAACGAUUAUUGAUUAGUUUAACCUCUGUUUUAUUCACUGAAUUCUUAUAUUGAUUAUGAUUUGUUGUUUUGAUUAUUCAUGAUGUUAUUAUGUGUGUGUCAUCUAAAAUGCACCCACGCAUGUCUGACAGCUUCCUUUACUUCCAUUCCCUCUCAACUGACACCGCAUACGCAUCCUUGCCCUCCAGCAUGUCCCAGGUGCACGCAAAGACGUUAAAUACCUGUCCCCAACUUCCCUUAACUGUUCUAAAAAUGUCUAACAGCUGCCUUUGACUUCGUG